AUGGCAGGUAAUGGUAAGAGGUCUAAACACGUAUGGUCGAAGGUGGAGGACGCUAAGUUGAUGGAAGCCCUAUUGUAUUUGGUGGAGACCGGUUGGAGGUCUGACAAUGGGACGUUUCAACCAGGAUACCUACAACACUUGGAGCGAAUUCUGCAUGAGAAAGUGCUCGAGUGCGCACUGAAUCAGAACACCAUUGAGUGCAAGGUGAGGAGUCUGAAGAAACAAUACAACGCAGUAUCAGAGAUGUUAAGUCAAUCAGGGUUCAACUGGAACGAGGAGUUCAAAUGUGUCCAGAGUCAUCCCAAUGCGAAGGGGAUGUGGAACAAGUCAUUCCCACAUUACGAUGACCUCUCCACUGUAUUUGGGAAAGACAGAGCAGUAGGGCAAUCAAGUGAGAACCCAUACAUGAUGGCUACAAAUGCAUUCAGAGAGUUUGAAGAUGAUAUUCGACUUGGAUCACAGGACUAUCACACACCUGAGGUUCGCCAGACAAAAUCACCAUUAAAUCAAGAUGGAAUAGAUGAAGAGCUAGCAGAGUAA
Molecule: messenger RNA, 540 nt
Organism: Benincasa hispida (wax gourd)
Lineage: Eukaryota; Viridiplantae; Streptophyta; Magnoliopsida; Cucurbitales; Cucurbitaceae
Source: RefSeq, a predicted model, not a curated record